Molecule: messenger RNA, 1134 nt
Organism: Alternaria atra
Lineage: Eukaryota; Fungi; Ascomycota; Dothideomycetes; Pleosporales; Pleosporaceae
Exons: 6
Coding region: 1-1134 (377 amino acids)
Source: RefSeq, a predicted model, not a curated record
AUGUUGAAUAUGUCUCCGCUACGAGGAGUAUCGCAUCAAAUACAGCCUCGUGGGCUAGAGAGCGGCACUAAGCAAGCCUCAUUGUUUGCGGUCGCCAUCCCUUUCAAUGCAAUCACGACUGUAAUAGUCGUUUUACGCAUCUAUGUCCGUUUACGCUUGAAGCAAUUGUGUUUAGCCAUCGACGACUAUCUGAUGCUCUCUGGUGCAUUCUUCACGAUCUCGCUGUCUAUUGCCAACAUGGUUUAUAAGUCUUCCCGCGGCUGGUACGGUGUUGGCAAGCACACUCUCGAAAUCCCCAAAGAAGACCUUGCACCGAUGCUGAAAGCAAACCUUGCCACACGUCUGUUAUAUGUUGUUGCGAUUUGCCUAGUCAAGUUCAGCAUCCUGGUGUUUUACCGAAGACUAGACCCUCGGCGGCGCACAAGGGUGAUUGUAUACUUCCUGAUGGCAUGGGUGGCUGCUCUCUCUAUCGUUACAUUCUUCGUGCUACUGUUUGUUUGCACGCCACCAUCUUUGUUUUGGGAUCCUGCGGGCCAGGCUGAGCAUCCGGAGAAGUGCUUGAAGCAGCCUACGCAGCAGAUGUUUUUCAACAUCAACGGGAUCAUGAACGUCAUUCAAGACUUCGCUAUAUACGUGUUGCCAAUGUCCAUUGUCUGGAAGCUACAAAUGCCACAGGGACAAAAGAUCGCGCUAUGCGCCCUUCUCUGUGUUGGACUCAUCGCAGUUGCAGCUGGCUGCGUGCGUUUCUACUACGUGCUCUUCCUUUCGAACGAAGCGGAUAUUUGGUACUAUAUGAGUGAUUCGCUGUCGUGGUGCAGCAUCGAGAUCUACGCGGCCAUCAUAUGUAGUACCACGUCCACUUUCAAAGUUCUCCUCAAGACACACCUUCCAAAAAUGUGGAGCAGCGCCGGGGGUCACGAGAAGGGUCCCAGUAAACCUCAUGCACGGUACAAUGAAUCGCAUAGCGGACAGUUCGAGAUGAGGCCUUUCGGCGGGGUAUCGAACAAGUCCAUCAGUAAUAGGAAGUACGGGAUUGAGGGACUCACAGAGAUCGGAAAUGAGAGCGAAGAGGCCGUCAUGCGGCCUGAAAGCAAGAUGAGAGCGACUAUUGCUAUAUCCACGUCGAAUCGAUAG